Molecule: messenger RNA, 149 nt
Organism: Strongylus vulgaris
Lineage: Eukaryota; Metazoa; Nematoda; Chromadorea; Rhabditida; Strongylidae
Source: the annotation of a GenBank genome assembly
AUGGCGGCAGAUCAGAAAGAGCCGUUUAGAUGGAAAGAAUACUAUCAGUUGUUUGAUCCAGAACGACGAGAUGCUGAACACUACAAACCUAGUGAGAUAGCUGCCAGAAUCACAAAGCAACCAUUCAACGUUUGCCUACAUAGGUGAGG